ACUGCCCCCACUACCGAUAAUUUAGACUGCACUCUCAUCUUCACAAAUCACACUCGUGCAGUUGGAUGUGCCGCUGGAAAUCGCCGUCAUGAGUUCGGUAGUAAACAAAUCAAAGAACAAAUUUGUGCCGAAGGCGAAAGUCCGUCCACGGCCUGGAGCAGCUGCCCGCUCGAGCCCUUCUAAUCCAACUCCCCCUUCGCCGAGAAAGCCAUCGCAACCCCCCGAGGAACCUCCAGCACCACCAGCCCCUCUACUUGUACCACAGGCUAUAGCGCCACCACCAUCACAUCCAGAAACGCGCAAUGGGGCACCCGUAGCAGAACUUGAGUCCCCGAGACGCCAAGUUUCGGUCCCUGCAAUCCGAGCCAAGAGCAGAAAUGGGAUACCAUCCAUCCGGCAGACGAGCGCGGAGGUCUCUUCUUCACCAUCACGCUCGGGAGUCCCUAUUGUGCAGUCUUCGUUGAGCCGGGGGAUACCAAGGGUACGAGCUGCCGCCCCUGAAGGGGCACCAACAGCACGACUCAAUUCUACAGAGAGGUCGCCAGAAGCUUUGAGAAUGGCGAAUGCGAGGCCAAGUGCAUGGCUGGCUACCGUGUUGGGAGGGACAGUAGAUAUGCGUGCGUUUCGGGAUUCCGGGAUUGCUGCAACCCAAGAGACGCAGGAAGUCAGCCAAGGAGGUCUAUCAGUUGUUGAGCCGGAAGAUUCUGGCGAGAACAUUGAUGGAGGAGAGUCGCCUACAAUUGAAAAGGUAGCGAAGUUUCCAAGGAAGCGGAGAGCUAGGGUUGCCAAAGAUCGAUUACCCAAGAAGCGGAGGGCAACGCGAGGGAGACUCAGGGCCGCGGAGAAUAACAUCGAUGAAAUACAGGAAGCACAGGAGGUACAAGAAGUAGAAGGAGAGCAGGAAGAGCAAGGCGGUGAACAAGGAAUAGCUGGUGGAACGGAAGUUAAUACUGAAGGAGAUAAUUCAGAUAACACCUUAUAUGAAGAUCCACACAAACCUAGUAAACCAAAAAAGUCUCGCCGCCCCCGAAAACCCGCAGCUAAAAAAUCUCCAAAGGAACCAAGGGAACCCAGCAAGCCCAACGAAAAGAGGCCUGGCGGCCGCUAUCGUGCACCGUCCCCUGAAGAUGGAGAGCAGCGCGAGAUAACUCCAUCUGUCAUCAAGAUGAAGGAUCUGUGUCGAGACAUCAGAAUUGGCAGAAAGUCUAAACGCUUUAUAGAGCUUGAACAAAUGGACUGGACGAAACCGGCCGGCGAUGAUAAGGCUGCAAAGACAGCUCUCGAUUUUGAGCAAGCUGCUGGUGAAGAAGUGGAGCAAGAACCAGCGGAGGAAGGAACUGAACGACUGGCCAAUGGGGGGCAAAGUCUUCCAAGAGCCGGCGCUCCGCAAAUGCGAAUGGUUAAUGGCGAACUUGUUCUUGACCAGGAGUCCAUUCAAGUGAACUCUCACGAGCGCAAUCCCAUCGACGAGGGGUCUAUGGAAGUCGUUGAGGAGAACAUGGCAUUCCGUCGUAUUACAUCGGCGACAUAUAGCAAACACAAGAGAUCCGAGAGAUGGGAUGCAGAAGAGACGGAUAAAUUCUACAAUGCCUUGUCCAUGUUUGGCACCGACUUUGAAAUUAUAUCAAAAUUAUUCUCGGGCAGAAACAGACAACAGUUGAGGAAAAAGUACCUCAAUGAAGAACGGAAGGAUCCCCAGAGAAUCACCGACGCCUUGAGGACUCGGGUGCCAAUUAAUGUUACGGAAUAUUCUGAAAUGACAGAGCUCGAGAUCGGCGACCCUCAGUUAGUUGAAGACGAGCUCGAAAAGAUCCGGGAAGCUCACGAAGCUGAAGAAGAGGCCGCAAUAGGCCAUGCAGCAGCUAUGGAACGCGAACGGCAAGAAAACGCGAAUGCUGCAAUGCGCGCCGGGGAUGAUGCAGUGGCGGCAGCAGCAGCGGAUCAGAACAAAAAGGGCCGGAAGAGGAAGGGCACGAAGAGCAGGGGUGGCGCUAGUCAUGGCGGGGAAGAAAUCCUCUCUAUGGGUAGAGAGGAAUACGAAGCGGAAAGGUUGAGGGAGCUGGCUGAGGCCGAGGAGCUGUGA
Molecule: messenger RNA, 2083 nt
Organism: Tuber melanosporum (Perigord truffle)
Lineage: Eukaryota; Fungi; Ascomycota; Pezizomycetes; Pezizales; Tuberaceae
Exons: 4
Coding region: 89-2083 (664 amino acids)
Biological process (GO): RNA polymerase III preinitiation complex assembly
Cellular component (GO): transcription factor TFIIIB complex
Molecular function (GO): TFIIIC-class transcription factor complex binding
Source: RefSeq, a predicted model, not a curated record